AUGUUGUAUUUCUACUACAAUAAUAGCGCAGACGAGCACACAAUACGCGCCCUAUCGUCCCCACCGCAUACAAUUGAUAAGAAAACUUCUAUAAAAGUAACAAAGCGCAUAAGGAGCAAUACAGACAACAACCACAAUUUGAAAUUAACAUUGUAUCAGUAUCAGUCCUGUCCUUUCUGCUGUAAAGUUCGGGCCUACCUGGAUUUCAAAGGACUCUCAUAUGACAUAGUAGAAGUAAACUCAGUCACACAGAAAGAAAUAAAAUGGUCAUCUUAUAAAAAAGUCCCAAUACUAUCCUGUCGUAUUGGGGACAAAGAAGAGGUACAACUAAAUGACUCAUCAGUCAUCAUCAGUUGUCUCGAAACGUAUUUCUUGGAGAAACCACCGAAUCAGUCUAUAGAGAAAGUAGCUUUAUAUUAUCCAAGUUAUGAAGUAAAGAAUGUUAAAGGGAAGAUGGUGAUGCAAUUUGAGAACAAGUACUCCAUCAUGUAUGGCGCUGACAAGAAAGUUCCAGAUGAUCAACAGAAAGUUCAAAGAUGGCGUGAAUGGACGGACAACAUGUUAGUCCAUAGGAUUUCACCAAAUAUCUAUAGAUCUCCAAUGGAAGCUUAUGAUACCUUCCAGGUUUUUGCCAAGGAGAUUUUUGGGACCUUCCAUACAAACCUCAUUGUCAUAGUUGGCUCUGCCGCCAUGUACUUCGUCGGGAAAAUCUUAAAACGUCGUCACAAACUUCCUGAUGAUGUCAGAGACAGUUUAUAUGAAGCUUGCAACGAAUGGUGCAGAAACAUCUCCUCCACAGAUAAGACAAGCAAAGAACAGAAAAAAGACACUAUAUUCAGUCCUAAAUUUACCAAAAACACUACACUUGAGAAGGAAAUAUUUUACGGAGGUAAGGAACCGAAUUUGGCGGAUUUGGCAGUGUACGGGGUGCUGAACGCCAUGGAGGGUACGGCCGCUUUUAGUGAUGUGCUGAAUCAUACGCCCAUCGCUAGGUGGUUUUACGCAGUUAAAAGUGAAAUUAAUUCGAGAGCCGGAAAACGAUUGAAGGAUGGUGACGUCGACAAGUAUGCCGGAAGUGAUGACGUAAUCGUCGGUGGAAAAGCUGGAAGUUCUGUCGGCUAA
Messenger RNA from Helobdella robusta, 1122 nucleotides. RefSeq lists its product as hypothetical. Lineage: Eukaryota; Metazoa; Annelida; Clitellata; Rhynchobdellida; Glossiphoniidae. Gene Ontology annotation, cellular component: mitochondrion. Gene Ontology annotation, molecular function: prostaglandin-E synthase activity. The record is from RefSeq and is a predicted model, not a curated record. The transcript is spliced from 4 exons. The coding region runs from base 1 to 1122 and encodes 373 amino acids.